AUGCUGCAACGCUGUGCCUGUGUACUGAUCUUAGUAUUCUUUUUUUUUCCGGCUGCUUCCUUGCACCGUUGUACUUCGCUCUCACUGAUGGUUCCUUGCUGCCACCUAAGUAAUGGCUGUCGCCGCCGUCACGCGACACGGACGGCAGCCGUGGGAGACCGCAACGCGCGUCUCCGCGCCAUCCCCCCCUCAACUGCUGCCUACACGCGUGUGGAGGACAACGCCGUGGGAGCCGCGCCCCGCCUUUUCGCCCGCGCCUCGUGGAUGCAUCCCCCGCCGAUGUCUGCAGACGAGCCACGCAUGCACGCAGGUGGGACAGCCGUGCAUACGACGCCCCAACUCACACAGGCGCCUUCCCCCGCCCCGCCCCGCCCCACGCACUAG
Messenger RNA from Trypanosoma conorhini, 384 nucleotides. RefSeq lists its product as uncharacterized. The transcript has a single exon. The record is from RefSeq and is a predicted model, not a curated record. NCBI's taxonomy places the organism in Eukaryota, Euglenozoa, Kinetoplastea, Trypanosomatida, Trypanosomatidae. Bases 1 to 384 code for a protein of 127 amino acids.